This is a messenger RNA of Megalopta genalis, 3885 nucleotides long. It is a transcript of the gene hzg, whose product is annotated as CTD small phosphatase herzog. Gene Ontology annotation, molecular function: RNA polymerase II CTD heptapeptide repeat phosphatase activity. Lineage: Eukaryota; Metazoa; Arthropoda; Insecta; Hymenoptera; Halictidae. The record is from RefSeq and is a predicted model, not a curated record.
UGGUGGUGGUGGCGGCGGCGGCGGUGGCUGCAGCUGCGACAACGUUGGAGGGAGAGAUUUUAUACGUCGUGACUGAGUGAGUAGGUGCGUGUGCGUGCUACCGCGCGUAUACGCUCUCUCAUUCUCGGUAUCGUGCGCGCGUGUGUGGUGUAUAUGUGUAUGUGUAUUCUGGCGCGCGCGCAUUAACGGAAUUCACGAUCAGACACGCAGGGACUCUCAACAAAUGUUUAAAUGGACGCAUCGUCCAUUAUCACCCAAGUGUCGCGGGAUGACGAGCUAGGCCAGUUUAACAAUGAGAAAGCCCAGUUACCGCGAGAGAAUGAAGUGGCCAGCAACGGUCCAGCCAGUGGCAAAAAGCCAAGAGGGCGUGGACUUCUACGAUCUCUACUUUGUUGCCUCGGUAGAGGACGAGGAAGUAGUUCAAAGAGUUCAAAAACAAGUUCUGUACAAUGGGAGGACCAUGGUUACUCACCGCCACCAAGGACUGGAUCUCAACGGUUUCUUCUCCCACCUGUCAGACAUCAGGAUAUGCACAAGAAGUGCAUGGUGAUUGAUUUGGAUGAGACGCUAGUACAUAGUUCUUUCAAACCAAUCAACAAUGCAGAUUUUGUUGUUCCUGUAGAAAUUGAUGGGACAGUGCAUCAAGUAUAUGUUUUAAAGAGGCCUUAUGUGGAUGAAUUCUUGCAAAGAAUGGGUGAACUGUACGAAUGUGUAUUGUUCACAGCAAGUUUAGCUAAGUAUGCUGAUCCGGUAGCAGAUCUGCUUGACAGAUGGGGAGUGUUCAGAGCAAGACUGUUUAGAGAAUCUUGUGUUUUUCACAGAGGAAAUUAUGUUAAAGAUUUAAAUAAACUAGGACGGGAUUUACAACAAAUUAUUAUUGUUGAUAACAGCCCUGCCAGUUACAUUUUCCAUCCAGAUAAUGCAGUACCAGUGGCAUCAUGGUUCGACGAUAUGACAGAUUCAGAACUAUUAGAUUUAAUUCCAUUUUUUGAAAAACUUAGUAAUGUGGAGAACAUUUAUACAGUCUUGUGCAAUAGCAAUCAUCCUUAUAAUCAAAUACCUGUUGUACAGAAUAGUCCAAGCCCAGGAUCAGGUUCGCUUGGUGCUUCCUAGCCCCACCUAACUUCUGGCCAAACAGCCAGUAUUAUUGCCGCUCAAUGCACUCUAAGGAGAAUUUUGACUGGGAUAAUCCACAUUACUUUUCUGUUAUGUGGCAGUGGUCAGCCAGGUAUGACCACUAAUAUUGGAUAUAAAACAUGAACAUACUUAUCAAACGAUCAUCCGAUACAGAAGUGAAAGUCCUAAGUCCUUCUGUAAACCAUUUGUUUCAAUGCAAUAUGGAUCACAGCUACUUCAUUGUUAAUUGGAGUUUUCUUUCCUUAUAAACUGCAAUACACUACGCUGUUAACUGUUGUACGAUGAAUACAAACUACCGAAUAUUCUGAUCUAAUCAGCAAUGUACAGGUAUUUGAAGAAGUUCAGAAAAUAGCUCAAUUGGUAAUAACAAACAACUCUUUCAAUUAUCACAAAAUGGAAUAGACUUUGAAUAUAAUUUAUUGGUUCAAGACAAGGAUCAAUGUGCGUGUUUCCAUGUUUGGUGUACUUGAAAAAAGAAGCAGAUGACAAGGAUAAAAGUGACUGUGAAAAGUGACAUACAUUUUAUAUUGGGUAAGUGCAUAAACUUGUACUUGCUUGAUCUUAAUUCGUGCAGAGUACCUCAAGAAAUAUUCAUAUAAAAGAACUACUUACAUGUAAGAAAUUUGGGCAUAGCAUUAAGCGAUGCGAAGAGAAGUAAAUACUGGAUUUGAGUCGUUUGAUGGGCCAUUCUACUUCUCUGCCUUUUUGUAUUCUAGUUAUGUGCUACAAUUAUUCAUUGUUUUAUUUUAUGCUACGUAUAAAAUUUCAAUGAGCUCUUUCAAUAUCACUAUGAAUAUUAAGUGGCAGAAUAAUCAAUUUUUGUAUAAAUUUUGUGAGGCUGUUAAUUCCAAAUGAUAACAGAAAUUAGUGCAUUUUUAAAGAUCUUUUGCAGAUUUCAAUCGAGCUUUGGUAGAAUUUGUUGAAAAUAUGUAAUUAAUUUCAUUAAUUAUUCACUCUAUGAACAAACAAAAAAUACUAAAAUUGAAUAAUCUAAGAUAAUGCAUAAAUGAGAAAGAUUGUUAUUUUUCCAUAUCUUUUUAUUCGUUUUGUACAAAUGUGAGACUAGCAGCAACUAGGGCUUGAAUUACUGAAUCUGAUAAUAUUGCAGUUAAAAUGAAUUUGUACAUGUUUAAAAAAAUGAGUCGAUGCAUAUCAUUCUUUCCCUCCAGGCAAUUGCAUGAAUAAUAAAUGAUUAUGUUAAUUCAGUAAACAUUAUAGUAUCAUUUAGAAUCAUUAUAGAAUUAGAAUUAUAUAGAUAUAAUACUUCGAGUAUAUAUAGGUAAGCAAAAUGUAUGUUUAUACAUAUACAUAUGUUUACUAACAGUAGUUGACAACUUUAUAUUUUUAAUUUGUGCAUUAUACUUCUAUAUCCAAUCAAAGUGUCAUUAUUUACACUUUUUGAUUCAUUUCUGUAUUGUUGCUAACAUAAUUAUAGUCUUUAUUAAAGAUAGCGUGGUAAAUUAAAUUUUGUUGUACUAAUGUUAUUAACAGUUUAAUUUCAAAUAAUAUAUAUACCUGAGAAUAUUAUCUAUCUAUUAUAGAGUGAUGUAAGGAAAAAAAAAGAAGUUCGUGGAAAAGAUCAUAAUGAUAUACAGAUCAGGCCGUUAAACAGAUCAAGUUUCAUAAUGUCUACAAGGAAUUCCUUGUUCAUAUAACUCACUUGCACCUAUUACCUUUGAUUCGAUUAUAGCAUUGACGUAUUUUCGUUAUAUCUUUUACAUAAUGUCACAUUAAAAUCGAUAAAUUAGAUUAUAGCGGCCCGUUCCGAUAUUUCGAUAGGUACGCUUUGUUGUGAUCCGCUGAAGAUAGAUUGAUUAAGUAUAAACGAAUUCAGGUAAUAAUUCUCAACCACAUUGAAUUAUAUUAAUUUUUUAUUUGAAGAGAUACAUAGUUAUAUAUAUAUAUAUACAUAUAUAUAUAUAUACAUAUAUUUCAUAUGUAAUUAGACGGGUGUAAUCAAUUCUUUUCUAUUUUACAAGUGUAAUAACAAAACGUAGUUUUCUGUUUAACCAUAAUUCAUUAUUACAUAUAACUUACAUAUAACAAAAAAAAAAUAAGCACGCAGUGUUGAAAAUUUUUAUUUUCAAAAAUACAAAAGGUCAGAGUACACAAAAACGAAAGAAUAUAUAAGAAUAAGUCAUAUACAUAUUGCAUAAUAUUAAAUGGCUUCCAACUUCAUGUUCUAUCAAAGUACUUUACUGGAUAUUAUAUGAUUGUCUUUUAAACGGGCCAAUAUUGGUGCUACUUUUAAGAAAGCAGCGACACCAAUGAUAUAUAAUGAAUUGAAAAUAUACGACUAAUUAUUUCGAUAAACAAUACAGCCGCAAAUUAAUAUUCGAAUAUAUAAUUGAAUUGAUUUUUUUUUUAUAGGAUUAGUAUUUUAUGCUAGUCUACCAUUCAUGAUAUACAAUUUUGUAAAAAAAAACAAAGAUAGAAAAUAUUGGAGAAAAGCAAGCUAAUUGUGAAAUUGUAUAUAAAUAUUGUUGAAUUUGUAUUUAGAAGUAUAAUAAUUUUUUAUUUAGUAUUGCAUUUGCUGUGUCGAUGUCAUUCUAUUUAUGUUUAAGUAUGCAUGUUUAAAGAACAGCAACGUGUUAUGGAACAUUUGUACUUAGUAAAUGUACCUCGCUACUAUGUUUAAAGAAACUCGAGAACCCGUAGAAUAUUUGCUUUCACAACAUUGUGAUGAUAUUUUACCUUGUACUUUGCCUUCGAAUAUGAUUGUAAAGAUUUCAGCAAGUUUGCCAAAAA